This is a messenger RNA of Trichoderma gamsii, 2538 nucleotides long. RefSeq names its product serine/threonine-protein kinase gad8. Gene Ontology annotation, biological process: protein phosphorylation. The record is from RefSeq and is a predicted model, not a curated record. Bases 1 to 2538 code for a protein of 845 amino acids. NCBI's taxonomy places the organism in Eukaryota, Fungi, Ascomycota, Sordariomycetes, Hypocreales, Hypocreaceae. Gene Ontology annotation, molecular function: protein serine/threonine kinase activity; protein binding; ATP binding. The transcript has a single exon.
AUGACUAAAACACAGCAUGGCUAUAGCGCCAAUGAGCCUCAGCUUGAGGAAACGCUGCCCUCGCUAAGCCGGCCGGGUAUUUUGACGGUGAUUCUUCAUGAGGGGGCUGGCCUCUCCGUGCCGGAUGGAUUCGAAGAGAGCCCCGAUGAAGAGCGAAAUAAGCGCAACAUACCAUAUGCCAUCUUGACCUUUGACAAAUCGCAAAAGAAGGCUAACUCCCGCUGGGGGAAUAGACAAAAUCCCAUAUGGGAUUCAGACACUGGAGUGCUGUAUCGCCCAUUACACUGGAAUGCUGACUUCGGGGUACCACGCAAAUCGAGUUGGAACUUUGAUGUUUGCCGCCCUGCUGAGUUGGCCAUCUAUCUCUACCUCGGAGACCCUUAUACAUCCUCUUCUAUACAAGGCCAUGCUUUCCUUGGAGUGGCACGGAUCGUAAUAGAUCCCUCUCAAAUAGCAGCAGCCUCGUCGCAAUGGAUUGGCGUGCAGUAUGGCACUGGCCAGCUUCGCAUUAGCCUCGAAUACGAGGAUAUGAAAGACCGGACCCUGGAAAGAGCCGACUUUCAAGUCGACUAUAUUAUGGAGCUGCUAAAUAUACAUACGUGGCAACUAUAUACUACGAGGACGAUUCCAAUGGUUCAACGCCUCCAGAAUGUCAAUCAUCCAUUCAUUGCACCACUGACGCUGACUUUUCAGUCGCAAGAAAACUUAGACCGCACCACUGACGCUGACUUCCCAGUCGAAGAAUGUCUGAACCUUUUAUCUCCAGCCAUAGAUGGUGGGCAUCUCUUUUACCAUCUUCAGAGGCAGCAGCGUUUCAAUCUCGAGAGCGCUCAAUUUUACGCCGCUGAGAUUCUGUGCGCGUUGGAAUAUCUGCACGAGACCCGCGGCAUCUACUCCUGGUUGAAGCCUCGACAUGUCCUUCUAGACUGCUUUGGGCACGUCGUUCUCUAUGGCUCUAGUCUUUAUAAACCAGCGGUUGACGGCGACCGCAGCAGCUACGGGAUUCCAGAAUACCCAAGCCCCGAAGUGCUCCUAAAUAAUCGUCAUUUUAAAGCGGCAGAUUGGUGGACACUAGGGAUUUUUCUCUACGAGAUGUUGACAGGAUUACCGCUUUUCUUUGACGAGAAUCCCGAAGAGAUACGUCUCAGGAUACUCAGCACUGAUCCCAUCCAAAUAUCUGAAGCCCUUCCUCAAAACGCCAGAGACAUCAUUAUGAGGCUCCUCGAACGAGAGCCUGAUCUUCGUCUAGGAGCUAAAGGAGGAGCAUCCGAAGUUAGAGAACACCCAUUUUUCGCUGGAAUUGAUUGGUCAGAGCUCUUCCGACGGAAUCUUGAACCUCCUUUCAAGCCAAAAUUCACUUUCAGACGUUUUGAACAGCAUGGGGUACAAGAGUAUCCCCAGAAGGACCUCCCGAAGGAGAAAGGCGACACGCUCUGUAAAGAUCUCGAACCGGAGAGCAACUUGGCUUUUGAUAAUGACGAUAACGCUGUUCUGACACCAGUGUCUAGCCAGGAGGGGUCCGAUCAAGAGGCCGAUGAUGAGAAUGAUGACGGUUGGGAGCUUGUGUGGGAAGAGGGUGCUCCUGGGGAGCUCUAUUUCCGCCAUCGCACUACAGGGGAAGAAAAGUUUAUUCUGGCAAGACGUGUUCGCCCGUCACAGAAGAAUAAAAAUAACGUUGAUGCUACCAAUGCUACCGAUGCUGAAUUACGCAAUGGCGGUCCCAGCACAAGCAAGAAGCUGGAUGCACUCGAGGCAGCGUUGAAUGCGGGGCAUGACCGCAUUGUCUCACAAUUAAUAUCAUAUGGCAUAGACUUAAAUGUCCGCCUCUUUGAUUCUGAGUUAGAAAGUCCCCUGGGAUGGUCAAUAGACCAUAAGAAGCUACAUUUGGUGCGGCUUUUGCUUGACAACGGUGCAGACAUUGGAUUUCUGGACCGUGAAUUCGAGCGCCAAGACGGGCCAGCGUUAACGAGGGCCGUGGCAGCAAGAGAUCGGAAACUCAUUGAGUUCCUAUUGCAGAGGCGCCCAAGCCGGGUGGACUUGACGAGAGCCCUGGGGCGAGCCGUUGAUCAACGGGAUAGGGGUCUAGCGCAACUGCUCCUGGCAAAUGGCGCCCGGUGUGAGUUUGAAGAGGAAGACCGGCCUUCACCUCUCAAUCCCGGACCAUACGGUGGCUGUUAUGGUGGUGUAUCCCUGGAUGGAGAAUUCAUUCCCCCGCUUUUUCGAGCCGUUAAGAUAGGCGAUGUCAGCCUGGUGCGGCUACUGCUUAGGAACGGAGCGAACGCCAAUAUCGGAUACCAUGAUCUCAUUCACGAUCUUGGGCCAGGCCAUAUCAAAUUUAGGUGCGGGAGGGUAAUUCAAGUAGCCAUGGAGCUGAAGAGACAUGAAACGAUCAAGCUAUUGCUUGCCGCCGGCGCAGAUAUUAGUCUCGCACAGCCAGUCUGGUGUGUACCAGGCCAUAUAUGCCAAGAGGUAACGAGGGUUUUCUACCAGACCACGAUGAGCAGGUUGAGAAAAGUAGUGGAAUCAGAAAACAUAUAG